Messenger RNA from Chrysochloris asiatica (Cape golden mole), 3300 nucleotides. RefSeq lists its product as uncharacterized. The transcript has 22 exons. The coding region runs from base 1 to 3300 and encodes 1099 amino acids. NCBI's taxonomy places the organism in Eukaryota, Metazoa, Chordata, Mammalia, Afrosoricida, Chrysochloridae. The record is from RefSeq and is a predicted model, not a curated record. Gene Ontology annotation, biological process: intracellular signal transduction. Gene Ontology annotation, molecular function: protein binding.
AUGAGCGAAACCCCUUCCACUAGUUUCUCUAGGAUUCAUCCAACUCCUUCUGAAGGUCGAGUUUCCUACCCUCGCCAUUUGAGCGUCACUCAUCCUAUUGUUGCCAAACGGAUCAGUUUCUAUAAGAGCGGAGACCCCCAAUUCGGUGGCGUCCAGGUGGUGUUGAAUCCUCGCUCCUUCAAGACUUUCGAUGCUUUACUGGAUAACUUGUCCUGGAAGGUUCCCCUGCCCUUCGGGGUGAGAAACAUCAGCACCCCUGGAGGCAUGCACAGCAUCACGUGCCUGGAGGAGCUGCAGGACGGCCAGUCGUACCUGUGCUCGCACGGACAGAGAGUGCAGCCGGUGGACCUGGAGCGUGCUCGCCGGCGGCCACGGCCCUGGCAAAGCAGCCGGGCUAUCUACCCACCUGCCCUCCGUCGAGCCUCUCCUCCUGCACUGCCUCGGAGGCUCGUGGUCUUCCGAAAUGGUGACCCAAGCACGGGGCGUGCCGUGGUGGUAAGCCGGAGAGUCACGCAGAGUUUCCAGGCCUUUCUGCAGUACCUCACCGAGGUCCUGCGGUGCCCCGUGAUGAAGCUAUACACGACAGAUGGAAGAAAGGUUCCCAGCCUCCAGUCCCUGAUCCUGGCCUCUGGAACCAUUGUGGUGGCAGGAAGGGAGCCAUUUAAACCAGGAAAUUAUGACAUCCAGAAGUACUUGUUUCCUGCUAGGUUACCAGGGAUGGCUCACCAUGUGUACCCCAGAGGAAAUGCUAGGUCAGAAAGCAGAAGGAGUGGUAGUUGGAAAGUUUCCAUAAUCACCAGUGACUUGCCAAAUGCAGGGACCAGCUCACAGAUUUACAUUGUACUAUAUGGACAACAUAGAAGUUCAGCUCCCAUUUAUCUUUAUGGAACAAAUGAAGCUCGAUUUCAGGAUGGUCAUGAAGACAUCUUUAUUAUCACUGUUGGAGACAUUGGAACACUUUUUAAGAUUCGUAUUGGUCAUACCAACUCUGGACCCUCUCCUGCCUGGCACUGUAAAGAGAUAAAGUUAUGGAACAUGCAUUCUGGAAAACAGUUUUAUAUACCUGUUCAGCGGUGGUUAGCACGAGAUCAAGAGGAUGGGGAUAUUUGUCGAGAAUUGCCUAUUUUAAUCAAAGGACAACCUAUCCUUCCAGUGACAAUAUAUGAAGUGCACAUGGCAACGGGUGACCUAUGGAAUGCUGGAACAAAAGCAAAUGUCUAUAUUUCUAUCUAUGGAGAAAAUGGAGAUACAGGAUCUAGACAACUAUUUAGAUCCAAAAAUGCCUUCAAUUUUUUAAGAGGACAAACUGAUACUUUCUCCCUGGAAGCUGUGCACCUUGGAGAUUUGUACAAAGUUGUCAUUGGUCAUGAUGGCCUUGGACCAGGAAACGGCUGGUUUCUAGAUGAUAUUGUGGUCAAAGACCCCAGGAAAAACCAUGAAUAUGUCUUCAGUUGUCACAGGUGGCUAGAUCAAGGGGAAGAUGAUGGUAAAAUUUCCAGAGAGCUGUUUGCCAGUGAGAACAACUUCUUCUCUGGGAGACAGAAGUUAGAACUUAAGAGGAAAGAAACAUGGACUGCAGAAAGCUGGAAGUUUAUGAAAGGCAAUACUCUUCAGUUCUACAAUAAGCUUGCUGGAGGGUUUGUCCGCCUGUUCCCAGAUGGAAAAAUUGAUGCAGUUGGAGAAAGUACAGACAAAUAUGGUUUCUUUGAUGUUAUUUUCAGCAAAGGGAAUGUGUGCAUUUUCCAAAGUCAUCAAAUAAACCAUGUUUCUCUUGCUCUUGACAAUGGCUUUGUCACUGGGAUGGCCAGUGAUACUGCAGCCACUGAGCUUCGAGUACUCUGUCAGCCCAAUCGUUGUGUUCUGCUUGAGUCAACACUGGUUCCCGGUCACAUGGUCACUUUUGAUCGUCAUGGCAAAAUAACUGAUGAAUCAUCAACAGGCUAUGCCCAUCUUUCAAGAGAAUUUGUGAUUCAUGUCAAGGGCAUGUUCCUUGAUAAUGCUGUGGUUCUGCUAGCUACAAGCCUGCGCCAAGCGCUGUGUCUCCAGUCAGACGGAAGCUGCACUGGAGUGGGAAAUCAGUCUGAGAAAUCCUACUGGAAAGUGCAUAAAAUCAGCCCUGGGAUUUGCAUGUUUGAAAGUGUGAAGAAUGCACAGAUGUAUCUGAGGAUUAAUGAUGGCCGGUGUGAUGGAUACGGUACAGGAAAUGCUGACUGUCAUUUUAAAAUUAAGAAGAACUUGGAAAAUGCAUCCAUAAGUCUGGAAUCUAUGAAGAACCCAGGGUUGUUUGUUGGACUUCAAGCAGAUGGACACGCAAAGCCAGCUAUUUACACGAAAGACGGGAGUGUUUUCUUCUUUCCUCAAGUCAUUCAAUUUGGCAGAGAAAACUCAAUGGAAGCAUCUGCAACACCCAGUCAAAAGGAAGAAAAGACCAAUCAGACAAAGAUCCAGACAGAAACACCACUAAAGAUGGAGGUGGGGCGUUCCUUAUCUUUUCGAACUGCAAAGGAAAUCAGACAUUGCCAAAGCUCUGAGAACCUCCAGUCAGAAGAUGAAUGGAAAGUGUAUGUAUUGACGGGAAGUACAGGGACUCAAGCCAAAGUCACACUCUGGGUGUAUGGAGAUGAAGGAGCCACUGGACCAAUAGGUCUCAGCAAAGACAACCCACAUCAGCUCUUCCUGCCAAGUCAGGAGGAUGAAUUUCAGGUUGAAAUAAGAAGUAUUGGAGAGAUAUAUAAGAUCAGGAUAGGACAUGACGGAACUAGUGGACAACCUGAAUGGAACUUACAGAAGGUGACCAUGCAACACAUGAAGAGUAAGAAGACUCUAGAUUUUGCAGCCAACACAUGGUUAUCUCACAUCCGAGCAGAUGGGGAUAUUGUCUGUGAGCUUCCGGUAGUGAAAGAAGGACAAGCUAUUUUUCCAUUAGUAAGAUACCAAGUUUAUAUCCACACUGGACAAUUAAAGCAAGCAGACACAGAAUCUGAAGUUUACCUGUGCCUCUACGGAGAGAGGGGAGACUCUGGUCUUAGACUCAUGCACAAUUCUAACAUGCCAAUAAAAUUUCAAAGAGGGCAGGUUGACAUGUUUCAAGUGGAAGCAGUGUCACUUGGAAAACUGCAGAAGGCGCUGUUGUGCUGCAAGGCCCGUGAUGAAUCUCAGUACUGGUACUGUGAGAAGGUUGUCAUUAGAGAGCCUGGAAUUACAUCAGAGUCCAUCUUCACCUGUGAGAGGUGGCUUCCCUUCAUGUCUCAGGGCAUAAUUCAUUCAGAAAUUGAGCUAUAUCUUCAAGGUAAGGAUUAA